Messenger RNA from Acomys russatus (golden spiny mouse), 2004 nucleotides. It is a transcript of the gene Slc35f3, whose product is annotated as solute carrier family 35 member F3. The transcript has 8 exons. The record is from RefSeq and is a predicted model, not a curated record. Gene Ontology annotation, biological process: thiamine transport. Bases 423 to 1895 code for a protein of 490 amino acids. Gene Ontology annotation, cellular component: membrane. Lineage: Eukaryota; Metazoa; Chordata; Mammalia; Rodentia; Muridae.
CCAGGACCCCAGGACCGUGACAGGUCCCACGCCCUAAGGUUGCAGAGCUCACGGAGCCCUGAGCCGGGCACACACGGGUCGGCGGGAAUCUGGACGCGCGCCCCCGCCUGGUCCACGCGCGCCGGGGCCGCCACAUCCUCGCGCCCCGGGUGGCUCCGGAGCGCACUGCCGGGCGCGCUCUCCGGAGCUUGGGAGUCUGCGAUCUCGCGUGCUAGGGCUCCAGCAGUGACAGGCGAAGGGCGCGGCGGCGCUGCUCUGCCACCGGCUCCCGGCAGUGGGCGCCGGGGACCCGGCUCGGAGUGGCCCGGCUGAGCCGCGGGCGACCUACGCGCGUCCGGACCCUCGCGGCGGCUGCGGGGAGCUCGGGCCGCGGCUCCUCCGGCUCCAGUCUGGGCGCCCCGGGCCACUCGCUCACGCCGCCCAUGGGGAUCCGAGAGUUUCCCGGCGGCGCUCCCAGGGCCAAGAGCAUAGCUGUUGGCAUGAGGAGGUCACCGGACGUCAGCCCGCGGAGACUGUCCGACAUCAGCCCUCAGCUCCGUCAGCUCAAGUACUUGGUAGUGGACGAGGCGAUCAAGGAGGAUCUGAAAUGGUCGCGCUCUGUGGAGGACCUCACCAGCGGGCCCGUGGGACUCACGUCCAUCGAGGAGCGGAUCCUGCGCAUCACGGGCUACUAUGGCUACCAGCCCUGGGCGACGAGCUACAAAAGGGAGGAGCGCCCCCGGGAGCCCCCGGGCCCUGCAGAGGCCCAGGCGCCAGCUGGGACAGAGCCUGGUGGGAGGACGAGCCGGCAUCGCUGGACAUGUUCUCGAGAGCAGCUGAGGAAGGUCUUCUGGGGCGUGGCCGUCCUGCUCUGUGUAUGUGCCUCCUGGGCCGGCUCCACGCAGCUCGCCAGGCUGACUUUCAAGACCUUCGAUGCACCCUUCACCCUGACUUGGUUUGCCACCAACUGGAACUUUCUGUUCUUCCCACUGUAUUACGCGGGGCACGUGUGCAAGUCCACAGAGAAGCAGUCUGUGAAGCAGAGAUACAGGGAGUGCUGCCGGUUUUUUGGAGACAACGGCUUGACCUUGAAAGUGUUCUUUACCAAGGCAGCACCCUUUGGUGUUCUUUGGACUCUCACAAACUACCUGUACCUACACGCAAUAAAGAAGAUAAAUGCUACCGACGCCUCUGCUCUCUUUUGCUGCAACAAGGCCUUUGUGUUCUUGCUGUCAUGGAUCGUGCUCAGGGACAGAUUCAUGGGAGUGCGGAUUGUGGCCGCCAUCCUCGCCAUUGCAGGCAUUGUCAUGAUGACCUACGCAGACGGCUUCCACAGUCACUCCGUCAUCGGCAUAGCCCUGGUGGUGGGCUCCGCCUCUAUGUCAGCCCUCUACAAGGUUCUGUUCAAGCUGCUGCUGGGCAGCGCCAAGUUCGGGGAAGCGGCCUUAUUCCUGUCCAUCCUGGGCGUGUUCAAUAUCCUCUUCAUCACCUGCAUCCCCGUCAUCCUCUACUUUACCAGGGUGGAGUACUGGAACUCCUUCGACGACAUUCCAUGGGGAAACCUCUGUGGCUUUUCCAUCCUCCUGUUGACAUUCAAUAUUGUAUUAAACUUUGGAAUCGCAGUCACGUACCCCACGCUGAUGUCUCUCGGAAUUGUCCUCAGUGUGCCUGUGAAUGCAGUGGUCGACCACUACACCAGUCAGAUAGUCUUCAACGGGGUCCGGGUCAUUGCCAUCGUCAUCAUCGGCCUGGGCUUCCUCCUCCUGCUCCUGCCAGAAGAGUGGGACGUCUGGUUGAUCAAGCUGCUCACCCGCCUCAAAGUGAGGAAGAAGGAGGAGCCGACCGAGAGCAGUGGAGACCUGGGCGCAGGUCCCCAGAACAGGAGCAGAAGAGCCCGCCCAUCCUUUGCUCGCUGAGACCGUUCCUCUAGGGCUCUGGGACAUCCCUGGUAACAUUUUUUUUUUUUUUUUUUUGAGGUCUAUUCCUGAGGGAGGAACCUCGGCUGGGUGAGGUGUACAUACAUGU